AUGCAAGCAGGGCGUGAGUGGGUGUCGAGGCAGGCUGGCAUCCAUGCAUACUUCCACGGGUUUGAUGGCAAAGACACAAGGCGGGUGGGUGGAGUACAUUUGUGUCUCACCAAGAAGCGACCCUAUACUUCUGUAGCGGACUGGUCUGAUCUCAGGCUUCGGCGGCUCCUGAUUGGCCGGCUCUCUGGGCCAAUCAGAGCGCACGCCCUGCAGAGGCUGACGCUGAGUGGGGGAGCCCGCUGGCAAGCGACCACAGCGCCCAACGGUCGCCUGUCACUACUCCUCUACCAGCCCGCCGGCUCGCUGCUGUCCUGCCCACCAAUGGCCAAUUCAACCAUCGUAACCCCGGAUCAGACUGUCACGACUGGAAAAGGCGAAGGCGGAUCAGGAGGGGUGAACCCAGACUACACUGCCUUUGUGAUUGUGCCAGUUUUUUUCCUCCUGGGUCUGCUGGGGGUGUUGAUCUGCCACAUACUGAAGAGGAAGGGUUAUCGGUGCACCACUGAGGCCGAGGAUGAGAGCGAGAAGGAGUGCGAAGAAGUGGAGCAGGAUCUUGAGCUGGGCGGAGAUCUGAAUGACACCUUCAGUGACAACAAUGACACAGUUGGACAGAUUGUUCACUACAUCAUGAAGAAUGAAGCAAACUCAGAUGCCCUGAAAGCCAUGAUUAAUGAAAACAGCAUUGAUUCUGAUGGUCCUCCCCUCACCCCGACCUCCCCGACCUCCCCGGGCACCCCCACGCCUCCCUUAACACCUGUAUCACCGGGGGCGCCACCAGGGGCCGCUAAGCACACCUGCAGCCACCUUCACACCAUUGGGGGUAUGGCUGGCAACAAGAACAUCUGCACCCGCUGCAGCCAGAAGAAAUGGCCGCUGAUGAGGAGGCCGUCGCCCCGCAAGACUGAGCAGCGCCGCAGCCACUGUGGAGAGGUCACGGUGCUGGCUGUGGGCAGGUUCCGCGUGACAAAGUGUGAAAAAACAGCCAGGGAUAGGCGGACGUUGCUUAUAACAGAUUCAAACGGGAGUGUCCCUACGUCUCCGACAGAAGCAGAGCCUAAAAGCCGGUCGACGUCUGAAUCCCAGGAGGAGCAGACGGACAACUUGGACAAAGAGAAAUUAUAGAAAUUCCAGCUUUCCAAAGAGAGACGAAAACCAAUAUCUGGACGCUUUUUAAAACCCAAAUGAGAAUAUUAAAACAUCAGCACUGGAGGGACCAGAAGACUCAAUCCGGGAAUCGUCCACACGUACUCUCGCUCCACAGGGAGCAAAAAGGAGCUGCUGAUGGUGACGACGGUGAAAUACAGAGUCACACUAUUUUACAAACAGAAGCGGGGAACUUGUAUCUGUUUAUGAUACACUUAAUUUCCCCCUAAAACAGAUUUACUUCAGUGCCUUGCUCAAGGGCAGCUGCUUGACAUCAUGGAAGCUUGAACCAGGGCUUUCCCAAUGAGCUCAAGUCUCAUUAUUUGUAUGAAGAUGAGGCCCAAUAUAUUUGUACAUAAUUAUAAAUAUAUAAAUAAGUUGUGUGUGUGGAGGUACAGAGGAGUUACUGCAUGCCAUCAGCCAGUGAAUUUAUAUAAAACUAGACUUCUGAAAACAGGUACAGCCAGUCAGAGAUAAAAGGUUGUCAUUCACAAACGGGAAGAAGGAACAACCUGACAUAGUGGCCACAGAUCCAGGAAGUAGGCUGGAGCGUCAGUAGAUGUGAUAAAAGAGUAAAGCAGCAGUAAUCUUAUCCUGUGACAGCGUGAACAUGAUGUCAUUGCUCUUGAUGUCAGGAUGAUUAUGCGUGUUGCACGGUCAGUGUUUUCCAACUGAUGAUCCAGCUCAUCAUUGUUAAGCUUCCAAUUGGACCUCUAAAACAAACAAAAAAAAAGAACAAAAUGCAAUAUUCAGGGUUGAACAUUAAUGUUUAAAUGUUUUCUUUUAGCUAUAAAAGCUCUGGAUGACAGUGUUAUUUAAUUAACAGCAAACCAUAAAAACCUGAAAUAAAUGUUUUUUGCCACUUGGGGGCAGUACAUCAAACUAUAAACACAAUUUUGACACGGCAUCAUUAGCAAACUGUUGUUUUCACAUCCAGCAGACUUGGAUCAACACUAACACUUCAUUUAAGUUGUGCUUUUGUCCAAUUUAUCAAUGUAAAUCCAAUAUUCCCCCUUCUUUUUCGCUCUGUUUUUGCUCUUUAACCAACUCUCAAUGGAAACAUAUGGCACAGCUACUAAAUGCUCCUCUGUGUUCACCAGCUAGCUCACCAGCUGAGCGGGCGGUGUACAGUACAGCGGGUUUAUCAGAGCUUUUCCCACUGAAAACAGCUGCCUGCUACGUCUAGAAACGACACGAUGACAGAUUUGACAAAACAAGCUGAAAGAGGCUAAAAAAGGUCUGUAGAGCUGCCAGGAUCCGCAUAGUCAAGUGAUUCUUUGUGAGUUCAUCAUUACAACCUCUUUCAUAUGACACUUAGUUAUUUGACUUGACUGAUCAAUAUGUUGUGUUAAAAUGUAUCCUUAAUAACAAAGUUUAAUUUAUAGAUGUAUCAUGUUAUGUUAGAUUUAGAACAUGUAAAAUGUGGAUAUGACUAAGUUCCACAGAGCAAAUUGCUUUUACUCUCUCAUUUUAUAUUCAUUUUGUCAUGUGCCUACUGAAAUGGAUUCAUUCAUCCGAUAAAGCCAAAUGAAGCUACUUAUAUAACUUAGGCUGGAUGUAUCUUUUAUACCAUAAGCUGCCUGUAAAUUCAUCAUCAUCACUGUGCUCGCAGGGCUCACGAGCAGAUACUGUACAAUUGAUUUAAUCCGUCAUGGAUUAUCUAUUAUCAGACGGCCCACCUGGAAGUAAGCCUUAUUUUUUCUUUUUUUUUUUUACUUAUGAAAUGUGCCUUUCAUUUUUAAGCAUGUGUAUGUGAAUGGCAGAGAUCACGUGCUGUUGUUCACGAUGUGUUUACAGUGUCAGGAAUCAUUUGUAAGCAAAUUCACUGAACGAGAGGAAAAAACAUGUUUUUAGUCGCACUUAUGUUACCUCCAAGAAAUGUGUGUUUU
Messenger RNA from Scomber japonicus (chub mackerel), 3032 nucleotides. It is a transcript of the gene rell1, whose product is annotated as RELT like 1. The coding region runs from base 1 to 1122 and encodes 373 amino acids. The record is from RefSeq and is a predicted model, not a curated record. Gene Ontology annotation, cellular component: plasma membrane. NCBI's taxonomy places the organism in Eukaryota, Metazoa, Chordata, Actinopteri, Scombriformes, Scombridae. The transcript has 11 exons. Gene Ontology annotation, biological process: positive regulation of p38MAPK cascade.